AUGGACGAUCAAGGGGUGCGGAGCCUAAAAUGUGUCCUCGUCGGCGACACGCUCGUCGGGAAAACUAAUUUAAUCGUGAGCUACACUACUGGAAGAUAUCCGGCUGAAUAUAAGCCGACGAAUUUCGAUACUUAUUCAGUUGUUGUACGGGUGGACCGGAAGCCGAUACGAUUGCAAUUAUGCGACACAGCUGGCCUGCGAGCCUGUGCUUUGCGACCCCUCUGCUACCCGGGAGUUGACGUCAUUUUGCUGGUCUACAGCACAGUCGACCCAAACUCCUUUGAAGCCAUUGUUGACUAUUGGCUUCCGGAGGUUAACCGGUCCCAGCCCACGGUUCCAGUAAUCCUCGUUGGGACCCAAGUCGAUCGCCGUGGUGACCCUUCGGUUGCCGCUUCCUUAGCAAGAGUUGGUUGCCAUCCGAUCUCCACCGCCCGUGGAAAAGAAUUGGCCCAACGGAUGCACUGUGAAUUUGCCGAAUGUUCAGCGCUCACCCAACAAAAUAUAAAACAAGUAUUCGACGCAGCAAUCCUCUGCGCGCUCGAAGGCAAAAAACCUCCAAAACUUCCGAGCAAAGGCACGGCCACAGCCCACGCCACCCGCCUCAAACAAGGCUUCCAACGCUUCAUCAGUAUUACUAAGAAACUUAUU
Messenger RNA from Mesorhabditis spiculigera, 648 nucleotides. The record is from the annotation of a GenBank genome assembly. Lineage: Eukaryota; Metazoa; Nematoda; Chromadorea; Rhabditida; Rhabditidae.